AUGAACAUAACUAAUAGUCUAGUUAAUUCAAAUACUAUAGCACCAAGAAAUUCGUCAGAACAUGUUCAAAUUGAAAGUGAUAAUUGGAUUGAAAAAGUAUCACGACCACGUCUCGUAGAACCAUUUGAAUUUACAUCAAACAAUAAAAUUGGAAAAAUGGUUACGUCACAUAGCAUGGCCAAGCUUGAAGACGAAAUUGCUUUACAAAAUAAACUUUUGUCUAAUAUGAAAAAUUCACAAAAAGAUUAUGAAGAAAUUAUGCUGAAUAUAGAGACAAAUAUGGAUGUUAUAUCAAAUACAUUACUUCAUUUGCGUAAUCAAUUAAUUGAUUCCCAUUAUCAAAUAAAUGUAUUAACUGAAGAAAAUACUUGUUGA
Molecule: messenger RNA, 375 nt
Organism: Rotaria sordida
Lineage: Eukaryota; Metazoa; Rotifera; Eurotatoria; Philodinida; Philodinidae
Source: the annotation of a GenBank genome assembly